AUGUUGAGGUCUCUGGGCCACUUUGCCAAACCAAAACAAGCAGAAGAGCCUGCUCCUAAAAAGAAAAGGCAUAGGAAAAGUAAAUUAAAAAACACAGAUGAGUCAAAUCCUGAAAAAAGUAGCGUUGAAACAGCUGAAGUUCAUGAAAAUAAAAAGGAAGAAAAUUUAAAAAACUCAAAUUUGACACAUCUUGAGAGUAAGAAAAGGAAAGGUGACAAAUCAAAUGUUGUUGCACAUUCUUCAGAACCAACCCCUUUAUUUUCUGUUAAUAAGACCAAGAAUGGAAUUUCAGGUAGCUCCUUCCAUAAAAGUGAUGUUGGUAAGAAAGAACAGUUUUCUUCAGGUACAAGUAAAAACAAUAAAAGGAAAACCUUUGGAGAUUUUCACAAGAAAUCGUCCAGUGUUGGCACACUUGGAUUAUCAGACGAGCGGUUAAAGGCAUAUGGGAUCAAUCCUAAGAAGUAUCACGCCAAGUUAAAAUAUAGUAAGAAACAGAAUACUGGUGUGUAACUGUACAUAAAAUUGUGUUUAUUAUGGUUUUUGUUUUAUUAAAGAACUACAGUAAAAGUACACAUCUUGUUA
Limulus polyphemus (Atlantic horseshoe crab) is the source of this 582-nucleotide messenger RNA. RefSeq names its product protein KRI1 homolog. The transcript has 2 exons. Bases 1 to 510 code for a protein of 169 amino acids. The record is from RefSeq and is a predicted model, not a curated record. Lineage: Eukaryota; Metazoa; Arthropoda; Merostomata; Xiphosura; Limulidae.